CCUCCUGCGUCGCUCAUUCUGUUCUCAGGCUCCAGGGGCGACAGAGUCUGAGAAAAAGAAGGAAGCAAAGAGACACAAUUCUCUCGAGAAAAAGACGGUUUCUCGGCCCAACAUGAAGUCUUGUCUAGUCCUGUUUCUCUUUCUGGCUCUCGCGGCCCUGACUUCGGGAAAGAAAGAAUGUGCAGGCGGCACUGGUACCUGUGUUGCAGAGAGGAAUUGCAACAUUCCGCAUGAAAGAGGCUCGUGUCCUGAUAACAAGGUCUGCUGCCUCGACGAGAAGGGCGGUGAAAGAACUUCAAAGAGGAACGGAAACGCUGCAUGUGAAAACAAGAAUGGAAAAUGCGUCAAUGAACAGAAAUGCCAAGGAAAGGAUGUCCUCAAGAAGAUCCGGUGCAGCGGGCAGAAUGAAGUGUGCUGUCGCAAGGGUGGUAAAAGAAAUUCAAAGUCCGCCACAAAGGCCACGUGUAACAAUAACAAAGGGAAAUGUGUGAAGAAAAGGAAAUGCAACGAGAAUAACAUCCUCGAGAGCAAUGAGUGCAGUGGAAAUGAAGUUUGUUGUCGCAAGAACGAAAAGGGCGGUGGAAGAACUUCAAAGAGGAACGGAAACGCUGCAUGUGAAAACAAGAAUGGAAAAUGCGUCAAUGAACAGAAAUGCCAAGGAAAGCAUGUCCUCAAGAAGAUCCGGUGCAGCGGGCAGAAUGAAGUGUGCUGUCGCAAGGACGAAAAGGGUGGUGGAAGAACUUCAAAGAGGAACGGAAACGCUGCAUGUGAAAACAAGAAUGGAAAAUGCGUCAAUGAACAGAAAUGCCAAGGAAAGGAUGUCCUCAAGAAGAUCCGGUGCAGCGGGCAGAAUGAAGUGUGCUGUCGCAAGGACGAAAAGGGCGGUGGAAGAACUUCAAAGAGGAACGGAAACGCUGCAUGUGAAAACAAGAAUGGAAAAUGCGUCAAUGAACAGAAAUGCCAAGGAAAGCAUGUCCUCAAGAAGAUCCGGUGCAGCGGGCAGAAUGAAGUGUGCUGUCGCAAGGGCGGUAAAAGAAAUUCGAAGUCCGCCACAAAGGCCACGUGUAACAAUAACAAAGGGAAAUGUGUGAAGAAAAGGAAAUGCAACGAGAAUAACAUCCUCGAGAGCAAUGAGUGCAGUGGAAAUGAAGUUUGUUGUCGCAAGAACGAGAAGGGCGGUGGAAGAACUUCAAAGAAGAACGGAAACGCUGCAUGUGAAAGCAAGAAUGGAAAAUGCGUCAAUGAACAGAAAUGCCAAGGAAAGCAUGUCCUCAAGAAGAUCCGGUGCAGCGGGCAGAAUGAAGUGUGCUGUCGCAAGGAGGUGGAGCUAACCCCGCGUGCAGGGAAGUGCAGUCUGAAUGAGGGACAAUGUCCCAGUGCCGGUGGAUUUUGCAGAAUGAGGUGCAGAGGUAAACCACAACUCAACGCGAAGUGCGGGAUUAAGAAUUGCUUAUGUUGUGAUUUGUGCAAAGACAAAGAAAAAAGGAAAUGCAAGAAAUAUGGCUCUUGUACACGAAGACAGAAUGGGGUCCAACAACAGUGUAAAAAAAAACAAGUUGUCAUCGAAAAGGGCUGUAAAAGAUCAAAGGACUGUGUAUGCUGUGCAAACUGCCAAGGCACUGAGAAGAAAAAAUGUUCGAAAAUAGGCGGAAAAUGUUUAAAAGAAGCAACUAAAAAAAGAACAGAAAUGAUUGAAAAAGGCUGCAAGCUUUCCGAAUGUACAUGUUGGGCUAAACCUUGCAAGGAACUGCAACAAUGUACCGAUGCAAAGGGGACGUGUGUCAGAAAAAAGAAGGACUGUCCAAGUGGUAUACUGGAGAAAAAAUACUGCAAAGGGAAAAAGUGCAAAUGUUGCCUUCCUCAAGCUCCUACGACCACAACCAAGCCUCCCACGACCACAACCAUGCCUCCCACGACCACAACCCAGCCUCCUACGACCACAACCAGGCCUAUGAACACAACCAUGUCUUCUAUGAACACAACCAUUUCUAUGAACACAACCAUGACUAUGAACACAACCAUGCCUUUGAACACAACCAUGACUAUGAACACAACCAUGCCUCCCACGACUACAACCCAGCCUCCUACGACCACAACCAGGCCUGUGAACACAACCAUGUCUUCUAUGAACACAACCAUUUCUAUGAACACAACCAUGACUAUGAACACAACCAUGCCUUUGAACACAACCAUGACUAUGAACACAACCAUGCCUUUGAACACAACCAUGACUAUGAACACAACCAUGCCUCCCACGACCACAACCCAGCCUCCUACGACCACAACCAGGCCUGUGAACACAACCAUGUCUUCUAUGAACACAACCAUUUCUAUGAACACAACCAUGCCUUUGAACACAACCAUGACUAUGAACACAACCAUGCCUUUGAACACAACCAUGACUAUGAACACAACCAUGGCUUUGAACACAACCAUGACUAUGAACACAACCAUGACUAUGAACACAACCAUGAUUACGAACACAACCAUGACUAUGAACACAACCAUGACUACGAACACAACCAUGACUACGAACACAUCAGCUACAAACACAACUAUGACUUCAACGACAUAAUCACAAUCGGCAUUGGUAUGUCUCAAGAUACAAAUCUAAAAGCAUCGCAGAAAUCAUUUUGUUUUUGACGCAAAAUACAACCGCAACCUUGACUCUCACAAAAAAAUAGGACUCGGAAUCACAACCCUAACACGACCUUGUCUCUUCCAAGCAUUGGCUUAUACAGUCACAGCCCCAGGCUCUUACAAACACAGGCUACGGAACUCAAGCAAGCACUUCUCUGACUCUGGAAAAGGAGACAUAUGCCUUAGAUCUGACACAAGAAAGAGAGAACAUGAGCAGCGAUCACGUGAUCAGUUCCGCCGUCCUGAGAGGAUCAAGACGAUGCUGCUGCUGCUUUGUAUCAAUGUUAACGUUGAUCAGAAUCGCCGCUGUUAUUAUCAGUACGGUUGCUAUUAGUAUCAUCAAUACUGUUGCUAUAUUAUCAUUUAUUAUUAUCAUUAUAAUUAUGAUUUUCAUUAUUAGUAGUAGUACUAUAGCUAUUAUCAUUAGCAUUACUGUAUUAUUAUUUUUUUUUUAUCACCAUUGUCAACCUGCAUUUCGGCACUAAUACUACAAGUUUCAGUUUCAGUUUUCUUCCCUAAAUGAGAAUGCAGUUUCUAUUCUUUCAUGUGUUUUGAACAGGAGUUUUACAAGCAUUUUCACCGGCUAUUAUGACUAUCAAUUUUACUACCAUCAUUUUAGUAUUUGUAGUUAUAAACACUAAUAAAGUCGACUAUGAGUGCA
Molecule: messenger RNA, 3301 nt
Organism: Penaeus indicus
Lineage: Eukaryota; Metazoa; Arthropoda; Malacostraca; Decapoda; Penaeidae
Product: prestalk protein-like
Exons: 13
Coding region: 113-2575 (820 amino acids)
Source: RefSeq, a predicted model, not a curated record